This is a messenger RNA of Caenorhabditis sp. 36 PRJEB53466, 456 nucleotides long. The record is from the annotation of a GenBank genome assembly. NCBI's taxonomy places the organism in Eukaryota, Metazoa, Nematoda, Chromadorea, Rhabditida, Rhabditidae.
AUGUACCGCUUCGCUCUCGCCCUGGCCCUUCCACUUUUGGCCUUCGCCGCCACUCCAAAUGAGAAGCUGAAGCAGUGCUGCUCCACUUUGAAGAAUGCCGAUCAGGAGUGCGUCAACAAGUUCUGCGACUUCAACGCCAUCUCCCAGGCUAACGUGAGUGAAUGCCCCCGCAAAUGAUCCUGAUCUCGCCGCUUCCAGAUCCUCAACUUCCUCUCCACCUGCUCCGAGCGCGGACCGACUGUCGGACAGAUGUGGGACUGCGCCUCUCUGCGCCAUAACCACGAGCAGUGCUGCAUUGACAAGGGAGUGACCGGCAAGUGCCUCGAGUACUGUACCGCCCACAAGGGAGCCCCCAACAACUACCUCGAUUACGUGUUCUGCACUGAGAACUUCAACGAGAUCCGCGACUGCUUCUACGAUCACCUCGACAAGAACCCACCAUUCAAGAAGCACUAA